This is a messenger RNA of Didymodactylos carnosus, 336 nucleotides long. Lineage: Eukaryota; Metazoa; Rotifera; Eurotatoria; Philodinida; Philodinidae. The record is from the annotation of a GenBank genome assembly.
AUGUGGAGCAGAUCAGAUCAGUCUUGCCCCGAUGCCUGUAACAUACCUUUCACAUCGAUUAACCAGGAUAAUGGUUAUAAUUGUAUCGACGUUGGAUCAAUAUUAGGACCAGGAGCCUUUAUAUGUGAAUGUCCUGGUGAUCUAGCUCCAGGAGAACUAAAUGCUCCGUGCAGAAUAUGCAAUAAUGUAACAAAUAUAUGUGGUCCUAAUCCAGCGUUACAUAGAUGUACCGAGGGUGAUUUUGGCCCGCUUCCAACAGACAAGUUUGCCUGUUUUUGUCGUUCAUCUACAUCAGAUCGCUUCAUAUCCACCAUUCCCGAGCAGCGUUGCGGUUGA